This is a messenger RNA of Bipolaris maydis ATCC 48331, 225 nucleotides long. NCBI's taxonomy places the organism in Eukaryota, Fungi, Ascomycota, Dothideomycetes, Pleosporales, Pleosporaceae. The record is from RefSeq and is a predicted model, not a curated record.
AUGACGGCCCAGACUGUCGCAGUCUUUCUUCCUACGACGACGAUGACGACUCGGGCGAGGCACUGCCGUGCCCUGUCGCCAUUGAUGAGACGUGUAAAAGUCUUGAGUGAGGCGGGGUACUCGAGGGUCGUAUCGUCUGGUGUCGUGUCGUGUCAAGUCGUCGUCGUCGGUCACGGCAUUCCGGCAGGGCUCUCCUCGGCUGUUUCACCUUGGUCCCAGGCGUAG